CGUUCAAUGGCUGUAGAAUCACCACUCACGAGCCAUAGUUGCUCAUCAUUGGAUCCAUCGUACUCUUCAAUGGAGGACACCAAUAAAAGUGAAGAAGCAGAGGAAGAAAUUAGACCAACGAGGGUGACUAAUCUCAUUGUGAGCAGAGCACGACGUUCGCAUUCCUCGUCGCCAUCAACUCACAAGAGGCCCGGAAAGCAAUCCUCCGAAGCCAAGAAACUGUACAAAUGCAUGAGUUGCAGGAACUUCGAGGAGCUGGAAAUGAAGGAAGUGAAAGGGUUCAUGGACCUGGGCUUCAUCUUCGAGAAGGAGCACUUGAGCCCGCGAAUGAUGAGCAUCAUCCCCGGCUUACAGAGGCUCGGACAGGACACAAGCAUCCGGAAAAACGCCAACGAGGAGGAGGAGGGAAAGAGAGAGAUCAUGAGGCCGUAUUUAUCAGAAGCGUGGCUCAUAAGGAGACCCGAUUCGCCUCUGCUGAACUUGAGGGUACCUCGGGUUUAUGCGCCUUCCAACAUGAAGAAGCGCCUGAGGUUCUGGGCUAGGACAGUUGCUUCUGCGAUUCAGCGGGAGUCUUGAUCUUGUGAAGAAGAAAAACCAACAAUUUCACUUAUUCACCAUCGUUAAGAUUAGCAUAAAUUUAUCA
Messenger RNA from Rhodamnia argentea, 643 nucleotides. RefSeq lists its product as uncharacterized. Lineage: Eukaryota; Viridiplantae; Streptophyta; Magnoliopsida; Myrtales; Myrtaceae. The record is from RefSeq and is a predicted model, not a curated record. The coding region runs from base 7 to 576 and encodes 189 amino acids. The transcript has 2 exons.